AUGGCACCAACCAGUGACCAGCCAAAGUCGACCGACAAGGGCAAGGGCAAGGCUGUUGAUGGUCCGGUCGACGAGAACAAGAAAGGAAAAGACAGUCAGCCUCAAGCAAAUGGCAAGAAGGGUGACGACAAGAAAGACUCUGCAGAAGAGUUGAGCGAUGAAGAUCAGCAGCUCAAGAACGAGCUUGACAUGCUCGUCGAGCGGUUAGGAGAGUCCGAUGCAUCUCUCUACAAGCCGGCCCUAGAGGCCAUGAAGACCUCCAUCAAAACCUCGACAUCUUCCAUGACCGCAGUCCCGAAACCCUUGAAGUUCCUGAGACCGCACUACGAGCCUAUGACGAAGCUCUACGAAGACUGGCCCGCGGGCGAUGACAAAUCGUCCUUGGCUGAUGUUCUGUCAGUCAUUGGCAUGACAUUCUCAGACGAAGACCGCCAGGAUACCUUGAAGUACCGGCUGCUAUCACCUACCCAGGACAUCGGGUCGUGGGGUCAUGAAUACACACGACAUCUGGCCUUGGAGAUUGGCGAGGUAUACGGAAAGCGGAUUGUUGAAGAUGAGCCUGUGAAGGACCUGGUUGAUCUCGCACUUGUUCUCGUGCCGCUGUUCCUCACGAGUAAUGCGGAAGCCGAUGCUGUCGACCUGAUGGGCGAGCUGGAGAUUAUCGAUCAGCUCCCCAAAUUCGUCGACGAAAACACAUACUCUCGUGUCUGUCUAUACAUCGUCAGCAUGGUGAACCUAUUGACAUUCCCGGAAAACGAGCAGUAUCUUAAGACCGCCCAUGCCAUUUACAAGGCAUACAAGCAGCAUACCCAGGCCAUGGUGAUCGCAAUACGGCUCAACAACCCUCAACUCAUCCACGAUGACUUUAAUGGUACAUCGGAUCCGGCUCUGAAGAAGCAGUUGGCGUUCCUGAUCGGUCGUCAAAAGAUCUGGCUGGACGUUGACAAGGAAGGUGAUGAUGAGAAGGACGCUCAAGAGAUUGAUGAGGCCCUCUGCAACAUCAAGCUCUCUGAGUAUUUCAAGACGCUUGGCAAGGAACUCAACAUUCUCGAGCCCAAGAUGACAGAGGAUAUCUACAAGAGCCAUCUGGAGAGCAGCCGUGUGGCCGGCAUGACGAACCUUGACUCGGCGCGACACAACCUUGCUGCUGCUUUUGUCAACGCUUUCGUCAACGCAGGCUUCGGCAACGACAAGAUGAUGCUGGUUGAGGAGGAUAAGGAGAGCUGGGUGUGGAAGACCAAGGACGAAGGCAUGGUGUCGACGGUGGCGUCACUAGGAACGCUUCUCAUGUGGGACGUUGAGAACGGGUUGGACAAAAUCGACAGGUUCACCUACGCCCAAGAGCCUCAGAUCCAAGCUGGCGCUAUGCUAGCCAUUGGUAUCAUGAACUCCGGCGUACGGAUAGACAGUGAUCCUGCACUGGCCUUGCUGGGAGACUCGGACAAGCUCGAACACAAGAACCCUCUCGUGAGGACUGCGUCGAUAAUGGGUCUCGGUCUCGCUUACGCAGGGUCACAAAAAGAGGACCUGAUGGAGUUUCUGCUACCGAUCGUCACCAACUCUGCCAACGACAUGCAAUUCUCUGCAAUGGCCGCGCUUUCCUUAGGUUUGAUCUUUGUUGGCUCUGGUAACGCUGAGAUCAGCAUGGCUUUCGUUACCCUCCUUUUGGACGAAGAGCGCAAGUCACAACUUACAGAUAAGUGGACGCGCUUCCUGGCUCUUGGCCUAGGUCUUCUCUUCUUCGGUCGCCAGGAACAGGUCGAUGUCGUCCUAGAGACCCUGAAGGCCGUCGACCAUCCCAUGGCUAGACCGACUUCUGUUCUGGCGGAGAUCUGUGCCUGGGCGGGCACUGGUGCCGUGCUGAAGAUCCAAGAGCUUCUACAUAUCUGCAACGAGCACAUCGAGGAAUCCGACGAGAAGAGGGGCGAUGAGCUGUUGCAGGCAUACGCAGUCAUUGGAAUUGCACUAGUGGCUAUGGGUGAGGACGUGGGACAAGAGAUGGUUCUGCGGCAAUUUGGCCAUCUUAUGCACUACGGAGAGCCCAACAUUCGUCGCGCUGUCCCCUUGGCUAUGGGUCUAAUCAGCACCAGCAACCCCCAAAUGAAGGUGUACGACACACUGUCGCGGUACAGCCACGACAAUGACAACGAUGUUGCCAUCAACUCAAUCUUCGCCAUGGGUCUGCUGGGAGCCGGCACGAACAACGCCAGACUGGCCCAGCUGCUUCGACAGCUUGCCAGCUACUACCACCGCGACCAAGAAUCGCUCUUCAUGGUUCGCAUAGCCCAAGGUCUUCUGCACAUGGGCAAGGGCACCAUGACCCUUAAUCCGUUCCACACUGACCGCCAGAUCGUUUCGCGGGUAUCUACCGCCGGCUUGCUUGCCGUUCUUGUCGCCAUGAUCGACGCCAAGCAAUUCAUUACCUCGAGCUCACACUACCUCCUGUACUUCCUGGUCACAGCGAUGCACCCCCGAUUCCUCGUUACUCUAGAUGAAGACCUGAAGCCAUUGACAGUCAACGUGCGUAUCGGUCAAGCCGUCGAUGUUGUUGGCCAGGCAGGUCGGCCCAAGACGAUCACUGGAUGGCAAACGCAAAGCACGCCAGUGCUUUUGUCGCACGGAGAACGAGCAGAGCUCGAAGACGAAGAGUACAUCAGCUUAAGCAGUACCCUCGAGGGCCUCGUCAUCCUCCGCAAGAAUCCGGACUGGGAGGACGGCAAAUGA
Anthostomella pinea is the source of this 2724-nucleotide messenger RNA. The record is from the annotation of a GenBank genome assembly. NCBI's taxonomy places the organism in Eukaryota, Fungi, Ascomycota, Sordariomycetes, Xylariales, Xylariaceae.